Messenger RNA from Engraulis encrasicolus (European anchovy), 3402 nucleotides. RefSeq names its product G protein-regulated inducer of neurite outgrowth 1 (gene gprin1). The record is from RefSeq and is a predicted model, not a curated record. NCBI's taxonomy places the organism in Eukaryota, Metazoa, Chordata, Actinopteri, Clupeiformes, Engraulidae. The transcript has a single exon. Bases 1 to 3402 code for a protein of 1133 amino acids. Gene Ontology annotation, biological process: neuron projection development. Gene Ontology annotation, cellular component: plasma membrane.
AUGGGAAGCCUUAAGAACCUGGGGAAUGAAGACCACCAGUGCCUCGACGUCUUUCUAGAAAGCCCCGUCCUGCUGACCGACAGUGGCCAGUGGAGUGCCGAGCAGGAUACCUCCGUCUCCGUCUCCGUCUCCGUCUCCAACUCAAACUCGACCUCCAGUCGCGACCUCCAGAGCGAGAGCGAGGGCAAGGGCAAGGGGGCCGGCGAACACCAGGCGCAACAGGAGGCUACUUCGGGCUUGACUGCUGCCAUGGCAACGGACCUUCAACUAAUCUGCCCCCCGGGAAACCACAAAGUGAGUGGAGGAGACGUAGACAUCGGCGCCACCUCCACCUCCACCUCUGUGCCCACCACCUCCCCCUCUGUGCCCAGCACCUCCCCUUCUCCCUCUGCUGCUAGCUGCUCUGAGGAGGGCAGUGAUCUGGUCCUGCAGCCGGAGCUGGCCCAACGGAAUAGCUGCCGACCUGGUGCUGGUUCUGCUACAGUACCAGGUACUACUUCUACUGAAGAGCCCACGUCAGAGGUGACAGAGAAGGCCUUACCACGAGUCCUCUCGUUCCUAUCAGGGAAUAAUAGUAACACUAAUGCUCGUCCUUUCCAGCCUGAUGGGGCAGGUGACAACAUAAAGGAUGAUGCAGACCCUGGUCCACCGACCAACAGCCAGAGCACAGGGGAGGGUGGUGGUGGUGGUGGUGGGACGUGGAAGAGCUGUCCACCCAUCCAGCGGGAUGUCAGUCAGGAGAUCACCAUACUGGUAACCAGCCACGACAACUGGGUGGAGGAGGAAGAGGAAGAGGAGGAGGAGGAAAAGGAGGGAGAUGAGGCUAAAGCUGAGAAAGAUAGUGAAGGUGGUGAGUCUGAGAGGAAAAGCCUAACAGCUAACAGUGAGAAGGAAUCGAGAGCAUCAAAGCAAGAGGUGGUGGUGGUGGCAGCAGAUGUCGGCGAGGGGAUUGUGGAAGGGUUAAUCGUGGCAGAAAGCCUCUCGUCCAUGGACGAGGAGGAGAGGGCCCAGAUAGUCGACUUUCCUCGCUCCCCAGACGCAAGUGAAGACACCUCACCUAACGCCCAGUGUGAACCCGCCACACAAGCACAGGCACAGGCACAGGCACAGGCAAAAGCAAACCAACAACAAGCCAGACAAAUGUCAGCUGACCCUAUUAGCACCAACAACAGCUCAGAGUGUCUACAAUCAAAAUCCCAGUCUGACAUCCAGCAGCCCGCAGAGGCCAGCAGCCCACUCACACACUCAGAUCCGAGCGCAGACCUCCACAGCUCUGCCUGCCCUGCAGAGAACAACAAUCACACAGUCCACAAGGCCAGUGCCUCUGGCAGCAAUGCCACUGAAGAAGGCGCAGGACCAGGGGAGCUGUCGCUCAAGACAUACAAGCCCUAUAGCAGCAGCAGCAGCAGCAACAGCAGCAGCCAACCAAGAGAGCGCCUGCAGAAAGCCAAGACCCUGGAUCUAUCCAGCAGCAGGUUCGGCUCCUCGUCUUCGAGUACUAAGGCCGUGCCAGUAGUGCAGUCGAGCCUGGAAGUGGUGUGCCGCUCGGCAGCCACCAGCCCCAUGACUCCGCCCGAGGCGUCGCCUGCUUUCACCUUCCCACACGCCGCCUCGGCCUCGGCCAGGGGGGUGGGCCCAGGCCCAGGCCCAGGCCCGGGCCCAGGCAAUGGCGGCUCAACAGGACACGUCAGGGAGUUCAAAUCAGUGGCGACAGCUCCUAUGAGUCCACAGAACUUGACGGCCCCUGAAGCCAUACCAGACGGACGUGCUGCUGGAGGGGUCGAAAUGCGAUCGGUCGCAACCGCCCCCAUGAGCCCGCAGAAUUUAAUGGCUCCUGUGGCAAUACCAGAGGCACGUGCUGCGGGACUGGAGAUGCGAUCGGUAGCAACUGCACCGAUGACCCCUCAAAACUUAACCGCCCCAGUAGCACUACCUGAGGCUCACACUGUUGCGGUGGAAAUGCGAUCAGUGGCAACUGCUCCAAUGAGCCCACAGAAUUUGACCGCCCCCGACUCUAUACCUAACAUUGGCUCAAGUGGGGUGGAAAUGCGAUCGGUGGCGACAGCCCCAAUGACUCCACAGAAUUUGACUGCCCCUGUAGAUUUAGCUGGUCCUCAUUUGGCCUCAGGGGUGGACACAUGCUCAGUGGCUACCGCCCCAAUGAGUCCCCAGAUUUUGACAGGCCCUGAGGCAAUCCCAGGGUCAAGUACUGCUGGGGUGGAGACACGCUCAGUGGCAACAGCCCCAAUGACUCCACAGAAUUCGACCGCCCCCGUAUCUAUACCCGACAUUUGCUCAGCUGGGGUGGAGAUGAGAUCGGUGGCAACGGCCCCAAUGACUCCACAGAAUUUGAUGGCCCCCGUAUCUAUACCCAACAUUUCCUCAAGUGGGGUGGAAAUGCGAUCGGUGGCAACAGCCCCAAUGACUCCACAGAAUUUGACCGCCCCUGUAUCUAUACCCAAUGUUUGCUCAAGUGGGGUGGAGAUGAGAUCGGUGGCAACAGCCCCAAUGACUCCACAGAAUUUGACCGCCCCUGUAGCUUUACCUGACCCUUGUUUGGCAGGCGUGGAGACACGCUCAGUGGCUACUGCCCCAAUGAGCCCCCAGAAUUUUACCGCCCCCGAUGCUAUACCUGACACCCGAAAGGUUGGCAGUGUGCAGACGCAGGUGAGCUUGGAGGUCAUGUAUCAGUCUGUGGCGACAAGCCCCAUGACGCCACAACAAGGCGGAGCCUCUGCAUUCCUCUUCCCAUCCUCCAAGAAGGUUGAGUCAAGGUCGGUGGCAACGGCCCCAAUGAGUCCACAAGUCUUGACAGCCCCGGACGCGAUCUUCGAGGACGCAGAGGCCAAGGUGGUAGCUCCAAAAGCCAGCCCAGAAAUCGUCCCAGAGCCACGGGAGGAGAGCGAGCCCGCCAGGGACCCUCAGGAACCUCCGGAGCCCGUGUGCUGGGACGAGAAGGGCAUGACGUGGGACGUGUACGGAGCAGUGGUGGAGGUGGCCGUGCUGGGGACGGCCAUCCAGAAGCACCUAGAGAAGCAGGUGAAGAAGAACAAGAAGCAGACAAAGACAACGGACUCCUCCUCCCCUGGCACCACCUCCCCGACACAAAGCCUGAAGAAGCAACAAACCCCGGUCCCGAGUCCGAGCCAAAGCCAAGAAGACUCCACUCCACCUCAACCCGAGGCUGCUGAAGAUCCACAGAGUGCCGGAGAAAGACAUCCUUCAACAUCCAGCACAGGACUGGACUCCACAAGCUCCCUGAGGAGACGAAACCAGACAGAGGAGAAGAACGAUGGGAAGAUGAAGAAGAGCGGAAAGAAACGGAAUCAUCUGAGGGGCCGUUUCCGCAGACUGCGAUGGCCGAGCUGCUGCUCCCGCUCGCGAACAGAGGAGGCGCUGUGA